GUCUGUGGUGUACUGUGUUCUGUGAGGUGUGUGGUGUUUUGUGGUGCGUUCAGUGAUAGUGGAAAUUCGGUGUCGGGGAUUUGAGCGUUUCUGUGGUUAUCGUGUUGUGUGUUUCUUACUUGGUUAAUCCGACGAUAGCAUUGUUUUUGACCAUUUAUUAAGGUUGUUCCACGUUAUAUAAACGUCAUCAUUAAUAUAAUUUAUAGAUGUCAUGAUAAUGCAAUUGCUUUGAUGAAAAUUUGAUUAUAAAUACAAGAAACUAUAAAAUACUGAACUUGUAAAUAAACUUAACGUCAAAGUAAACUAUCGGAGGAGCACAGUGAUGGAUUGGAGGUAGUUAACAGUGUAGUGUCGUGUGAAGUGUGCGCGAUGGAGAAUACUUUAGUGUUCAAGAACGGUGGAGUGUUUGGGCCGUCAAUGCCCACCAUCAACUGCCAAACUUGCCGGGCUCGACGGCUGAAAAGACUGAUGACGGCGUCGUUCCCGCAACAUCAUUCUGACACCUGUGAGCUCAAAAAAUUAUCGGAAGAGAGUCUCACAAGACAACCGGAAGAAGUGUUUGAUAUUAUCUGUAAAUUAGGAGAAGGAUCAUAUGGCAGUGUGUACAAAGCCCUGCACAAGGAGUCGGGCCAGGUGUUGGCCAUCAAACAGGUGCCUGUGGACACUGACCUGCAGGAGAUUAUAAAGGAGAUCUCCAUCAUGCAGCAGUGUGACAGUCCAUAUGUUGUCAAGUACUAUGGCUCCUACUUCAAAAACACUGAUCUCUGGAUCGUGAUGGAGUACUGUGGUGCGGGCUCAGUGUCAGACAUCAUGAGACUUCGGAAGAAGACACUGUCAGAGGAGGAGAUUGCAACGAUACUCUGCGACACGCUCAAGGGUUUGGAGUAUCUACACCUGAGGAGAAAGAUACAUCGCGACAUCAAGGCGGGCAACAUUCUGCUCAACACGGAGGGCCACGCUAAACUGGCUGACUUUGGUGUGGCAGGACAAUUAACGGACACGAUGGCCAAACGUAACACUGUGAUAGGAACUCCGUUCUGGAUGGCGCCAGAAGUUAUCCAGGAGAUCGGCUACGAUUGUGUGGCAGAUAUGUGGAGCUUAGGGAUCACAGCGCUAGAAAUGGCGGAAGGCAAACCACCCUACGGAGACAUUCACCCUAUGAGAGCCAUCUUCAUGAUCCCCACCAAACCACCUCCAUCGUUCCGAGAGCCCGAUCAGUGGUCGCCAGAGUUUAUAGACUUUGUCAGCCGAUGUCUUGUCAAAAAUCCCGAGGAAAGAGCGACUGCCAGUGAAAUGCUGCAUCACGAGUUUAUAGGAGCUGCCAAACAACCAACGAUACUGAGCCAGAUGAUAGCCGAGGCUCGGGAGAUCAGAGAGAACCAGAGCUGUCGGAACAACUCUACAAACGCGGCUGUGUCCAAACAGAACCACAUGGAGUCGGAUGAGGACGAGGUGCACAACAAGACAAUGGUAAACUACAGUGAAGUGGACAGUGGCACGUUGGUACCUGACAGAACACUGGUCAGCUCUCAGCUGGCCGAGGAGUUGGGCACUAUGGUGAUCAACAGCGACCCUGAGGACGAGUCUACCAUGAAAAGGCAUGACACGGGACCAGGGGAAUCUGGGAAAAAAUACAGACCACUCUUUCUAGAUCAUUUUGACAAGAAGGAAGCUGAGAGUAUAAAAGGCAAUGGACAGGCUCCUGUAACCAAUAUGGCCAACCACCACACCACGAUUACUCCGGACCUCAACUCCAAUGUACAGAACACCCAGCAGAACAACCAGCAGAACCACGAGGGUGUGGGGGUUGGUGUUGAAGAGAGACAGAGAGUGUUGGUAGCCAUCGGAGGCGGCAACAGCAUCAUGGUUCCAACACAAGAGAACCAACCUAAGUUCCAUUCAGCGUUUGUAGACGGAGAUUUUGAAUUUUUAAAGUUCCUGAGCUAUGACGAACUGCAGCAAAGAAUGACAAGUUUAGACUCAGAGAUGGAGAGAGAAAUCGAUGAGUUGCGAAGACGUUACCAGACCAAACGGCAACCUAUCCUGGAUGCUAUGGACCAAAAACGAAAACGGCAACAGAACUUCUGAAUAUUAGAAUAUAGAGAAACUUGCUCUGAUUUUCAUAAAAAUAGGAUAAAGGAAUCUUUGGGUCGUAAGUUUGAGAAUAACAUUUGUGGCGAUUCCACUGUUUUCUCAAGGUUUUGCUUUGCAGACGUGUCGUUAAAAACCAUUUGCCAUUCAGUAUGGUUAGUCUUGGAAGGCAAUCAUUUCCACGGCUUGUUAAGUCCAGCAUAAGUUAAAAUAAAAUAGAACUAAAGUUAACACAGAGAAAUGAGUGGUUCGAAAGAUUAGACAUGUAUGUAAUUUACUAAGAUUUUGGUUUAGACUGGCUUUCUUAAAAGUUAAAUUAUUUAGGUUACCUAAUUCAGGACCAUAUAUUUAUUCCUCAUUUAAAUUAGGCAUGUUUUAUUUUAUUUUUUGAUUAAAAUUAGUUGUAAUAACCUCAGAACUGCAACAUCGACUAAUAUGAGUUUUAAAGAACCUGUUAGCUGGUAUUGGUGUUGGAACUACUGACGGAUAUUAGUCCCCAUACAGUAUUAGUCAAAUGAUUAUUUAAAGUUUUUUUUUUUAAAGAGCACUUGGCUUAGGAAUAAUGUGUUAAGAACCAAUGGAUACUCAGCUAACUUGCAUAACUUAGCAAACAAUGUGUUCCAGGCCACAGAAAGCACACAAAAGUUUACAAUGCAAGUUAGUUGUGGAUCGAUACUGCACUCAAAACAUAAUACUGAAAAUACAAUUUCAAUCCACAACUUUGAAAUUUAUAAGUUUUGUGUACUGCUUAGUAUUAUUGCUUCCUUACUUUAAACGUAUGGAAUGAUAAUGAGUGUGUGCCAGUCUUCCCGUUUUAAAUUUUACCUCUGUAACUUGUCUUAAAGUUACCAAGUUUACCAUAGUGUUCACUGAACACUUGACUGUUCAUGUUGCCAUCAGUUUUUCAGUUGAAUUCAUUCUAUCUGCCUACAUUACCUAUAACAAGUUUUUACAGACUGCAAAUCAAAGUAUCAACACAUUUUCCAGAAUUAUUUGUUUAUUUUGUUUACUGUUACUCAACUUAAAUCUACCAUCAACAUGAAUAAGCAUUUUUUAAGUAGGGUAAAAGUAUGGUAAUUAUCAUAAACAAGUGUUCAACUUGUACUGUGUUGGAAAGACCCGUUGAUUUGUUUCUCCCUAGGGAGUAAAAAUUUGCUGUUUUAACUCUGAUUCCAAGCAAUGGCAUGUGUUGAUUGUUUUAAUCGGUUGUAGCUUAAAGUUGCAUUCUUGUCAACAGUUCGACAAAUUGAUAGUAUAAGGUAUACUAACACAAUCGUAAUUGACAAAAAUGAUUGAAACACUUUCUAAACAGCUGAUUAUUUGCGUUAGCAAAAUUGAAAAGAAAUUAAUAGUUGUUUUGAGACGUUAUCUUUACAUAAAACAUAUUUAAUUUUGUGAAUUAGUUUGCUUAAAUAAUGGUGUAAUAUUACAAAAAAAUAUAGUUCAUCACACAGGCAUAAAGUGUCUUCUCAGCCCUCGCUCAUUUUCCAACCUACGCCGUAAAACUUGAGCUCGGGUCAAAAAGAGUCACUUUACACUCUAUUGAUGAAAUAUACAAUUAAGUAGUCUCUACAACUGUUAUUAACCCUCCCAGUGUUACUUGACGAAAAUUCGACAAGCAGCACACAUUGUGUAGUGUUACUUGUCGAUUUUUCGACACGCAGACAUCGUUUACGGCGAAGGCUCUAUGACUGACUGAAUCGGAUUGAACUGGAUCGAGUUAGGUAUCGUUCUUUCCGUAAUAUUCUAAGCUUUCUCCAGAGGUCUGUCUCAGCGCUGUACGUUCUCUGAGCCGAUCGUAAUUGUAGCAGACAGCUGACGUGCGUGUAUUUGUAAACAGCUAGGUUACUCGGACCGAUGACUGAUGUGUUUUAUUACGUUUAUCAUUGUUUUAGUGUUAAAAAUCAAAAGUAGUGAUAUACGUGUUGCAUUAUAAGAAGAUUUAAGUGGUUUUGAAGUGCUGGUUGAUGAUCCUGAAGAAGUAGGUAGUGAUAUUGAUGUAAAUCAGCCAGAUUCCUAGCUAUGGUUAGGCUAUGCAUUCUUAGCUAAACGCUAUGUACUGAAAUCUGUUUUUUGCCCGUAACUUAUUUAUUUGCAAAUCUACUUCCUUAUAUUAUUAUAUAUUUGUAAUCCUCAUAAAAUUUAGAACAAAGUGGCUAUUUUCAAAUAUUUAUAGGCCUAUAAUUUAUACAAUUUCAUUGAGCGCGAACUUAUUUUUUUUUGAAAAUUUUCGAAAUUAUAUUUUUUUUUACCUAAACAUUUUUUUUUUUUAAUGUUCCUUAUGUUUUAUAUAUAAUAUUGAAGCCCAUGAUUUUCCAAACAAAAUGGUAUAUAGAACAUUAGAAUUAACAUUGUUUUAAGCUUCUCAGAUCCGUUUUAAUAAAACCUUGCAAAUGCGCCAAAAAUAGGUGGACAUUAAGGCCUAAACUAUGGACACUUGGAGGGUUAAGAAUGAUUAGAAAUAGUACUCAUACAGUUAGUAAGUAUAACAUGAACGUAUACAUUUAGUAAAUUUACAAUCUUUCCCCAUUGCUAAAACUGAAUACAAUUUGACAAAUGACAAUAUAUUGUUUGUAAUUUUUAACUUGCAUGAUUAAAUGUGCUGCAUGGGUAGAUUUUUCACCAAAGGCUAAAAAUAAAUUUUAUACAACAUAUUAGUGCACAGAAUAAAUACAUAACAGGUUGCAUCUUUAGAGGCAUUAUAACAAUAUAAGGAAUGGAGUAAUGUAGUAAAUUCUCCAGUAUCAUUAAUAAUCCAUGGAUUUGUCGUACAAUUUUUGUGAGACGGACAUUUGAUUAUAAUCAAAACCUUUAAAUAAGAGUAUUUCCUUACAUAUUUCACUUCUGAGAAAACGUAAUAGUGUAUUGUUAGUUCUACAUAAUGCAUAAUCUUACUUCCAGACAAUACUUUUUACAAAUUAGAGUAAAGCAUUCAGUAUGUUGUUUUGUCAAAAUGUGUGUGUAUUAGAACUAGUUACUGCCUACAAGAAUGUAUUACCUCGAUGAAUUUACCAUGAUAGUUAGGUGUGAUUUUAGAUAGAGAGAGCUAUGACACGUUGUAAGCUUAGCAGAAUUUCCACCGUAACUCUUUGCCUUUGUGAGAGAAAGAAUAUUUUUUAAUCAGCAGAUAAAUUUUAUAGCACAGUUCAAAAUCCCUAUUUUUUUAGAUCAAUGUUGGUAAAAUUAAAAUUGAUGUUAACAUUUAUGGCUUGUAUGGACUUUUAGGAUAGCAUAAAUAAAACUGUUAGAGUGCUAGAUAAGCAAUCAAUAGUUACAACAUUGUUUAGGAUAUCUUCUUAAAUGGUGGGAGUUGGUGGUUUUCUAUGAUUUUAUUUCCUUGCCAACUCAAUUUGUUUGCCAUUAAUCCACACUAAAAAUAAAAUCUCGAUAUUUUUGUUCUCUCUAGAUGUUACACUUGAUCGAAUAGACCGAUAUGAUUUCAGUAUAAUAUACAGGUUAAGAUAACUUUACCUGUGACAAUCAAGAAUUUUUAAUUUAAAUUUAUAGUCAGGGAAAUUGUGUUGUUACCAUGUUAUUCCCACCAUUAACAAGCUCUUGUUUAUUCUUUGCUGUAAUUAUCAUGUAAUUCUUGAGCUAAUAAGUAGUUUAUCAUUGAGAUAAGUAUAUGUUUUAUAACAGUAUGCUAUGUGAAAUUAAGAAUAUUUCCACAUUUUUUUUUAAAUUGAGUCUGAUACUUGGAUAUUAUGAUUUGUGGUUCUAAUCGCCAUUAUUUAUGUAUUGUUUCUCGCUUCUCUUUGGCCCCUUACACCUGAGACCCAAAGCAGCAACUUUUCUACGUAGCUCAGGUAUUUUGCUCUGGUGCCCUUCGGAACAUGGUUGCAUCUUGUGUACAUAGUUCCACAUGUACAGUGUACAUAUAUAUUUAGUAUAAUCAUAAUAUGAUAAGACUGGGUAACUGAUGCUAGGUUUAUUUUUUACUACCACGAGACAGUGUAAUUGUUGUUGGUCGAGUUACAAGUGAGAACUGUUUGUAAACUUAGUAGAAUAUCGCCCGAUGUUGUUGCCAUAUUUUGCACCGAGAAUCAAAUUUUGAUUGAUGUAAAAUUUAUUUGAUUUGUGAUAUAAUAUUUUGUAUCUAAUUAGCUAUAAAUUUUGUAUUAUAUAGUUUUUAUUUAACAAUUUUGUAGAAUCUGAAUGUUUUGCAUUUUCUGUUAUUUAUUUUAACUAGAUGGAUUAGACGUCUUAAUUUGUUGGAUUUUAAUCGUCUUAUUACUGUUUAAAGUAAAAUUUCCUUUUUAUUGUUGCUGUUUAUUAAUUUUGUAAUAAUAAAUUGA
This is a messenger RNA of Macrosteles quadrilineatus (aster leafhopper), 6386 nucleotides long. RefSeq names its product serine/threonine-protein kinase 3-like. Gene Ontology annotation, biological process: regulation of MAPK cascade; protein tetramerization; intracellular signal transduction. The coding region runs from base 370 to 2088 and encodes 572 amino acids. Gene Ontology annotation, cellular component: cytoplasm. Gene Ontology annotation, molecular function: ATP binding; protein serine/threonine kinase activity. The transcript has 13 exons. NCBI's taxonomy places the organism in Eukaryota, Metazoa, Arthropoda, Insecta, Hemiptera, Cicadellidae. The record is from RefSeq and is a predicted model, not a curated record.